Messenger RNA from Vombatus ursinus (common wombat), 1214 nucleotides. RefSeq names its product probable G-protein coupled receptor 141. The transcript is spliced from 2 exons. Lineage: Eukaryota; Metazoa; Chordata; Mammalia; Diprotodontia; Vombatidae. Gene Ontology annotation, biological process: G protein-coupled receptor signaling pathway. Gene Ontology annotation, molecular function: G protein-coupled receptor activity; oxysterol binding. The record is from RefSeq and is a predicted model, not a curated record. Gene Ontology annotation, cellular component: membrane.
UGUAAGAGAGAAAUCUCCCUCUCAGACUUGGAACGUAUUAUGCAGAGAAAACAUGGAUUUGUACAAUAUGACCAUCCAGCGCAAUGUCUCCAACGAAACCGUGGAAAACCCAGCCCAUUGUGAUGACCACUGCAGGAGGGUGCUGGCCACACUCUAUAGCAUAGUCUUGUUAGGAGGGACAGCCAGCACCAUCAUGAUGUCCCAUGUCUUGUUGCAGAGGAAUUCCCAGUCCAUCAUCACCGUCAUCAUCGCCAACAUCAUCGUGCUGCAUUCCAUCCUCCUGCUCAGUCUUCCAUUCCGCCUCAGUUACUACUUUCUGUUGGAGUGGAAGUUUGGCUGGUUCAUCUGCCCGGUCAUCAGCAGCAUGGUACAUUUCCAUAUGUACUUCACUUUUGUUUUCUAUGUGGCCAUCAUUGUCAUACGCUUACUCAUUUACUUUAAAAGGUUCCCCCUGCAGGAAUUACAGAAGUGCCAUGUGAUAGCCUUGAGUGUUGCCAUCUGGUUGGUGGGGAUGCUCAUUUUCUCCCUGAUUUUUCUGUUCUAAUAUGGCACCCAUAUGGACUCUUCUCAGCAUCACUGUUUUCAGUUCUACCAAGAACUCAACCACACGCCAGUGAUUGUCAUCAAUUACUGCAUGAUUGGCAUUAUCAUGGUGACAGUCUUGAUCCUCUCCCUGAUUCAGCUGGUUGUCAUCACCCAACUCACCAAAACGCUCUGGCCUGAAAUGUUGACACACCAAGAGUUUCGAGCUCAUAUCAAUAGUUUCUUUUUCUUGGUGGUAAUUAUUGUUUGUUUCCUACCACAUCACACCUUUCGGGUUUUCUUCAUUCAAAAUUAUUUCCAGAACAAAAAACCUGAAUUAAUUCUCUAUGGUGAAAUUUGCAAGGCUUUAACGACUGUCUGCUGCCUGGACAUGUGCUUCAUAAGCAGACUGGCCCGUUGGAACGCUUACUUUGGGCUGCUGGUAUUUGGUGGUUUUGUCUAAAAGCAGAUUGAUUAAUAGAAUAGCAGAAGAGGCCUUAGCCCUGCCCUCAGAGUAGCUGAAGGCUGUUGCUAUGUUAACCUGGCCCAGUUGCCUUGCUGCAAAGAGGUGUGAGGAUGAAAGGCAAAUGAAAGAGAAUGUGGCUUCCCAAAAUCCCUAUUAAGGACUCCCUGUUCACCUGUAGAGCCAAAUACAACACCUCGGUUUGGCAUUCAGACCGGCUUUUCAGCCU